Mesitornis unicolor (brown roatelo) is the source of this 590-nucleotide messenger RNA. RefSeq names its product thiosulfate sulfurtransferase/rhodanese-like domain-containing protein 3. Lineage: Eukaryota; Metazoa; Chordata; Aves; Mesitornithiformes; Mesitornithidae. Gene Ontology annotation, cellular component: mitochondrion. The record is from RefSeq and is a predicted model, not a curated record. The transcript has 3 exons. Gene Ontology annotation, molecular function: thiosulfate-cyanide sulfurtransferase activity. The annotation marks the transcript as partial.
GUCCUGGGGCGGCGAGGGCCACCAGCCGCGGCCUCUGCACCGGCGGGGCGCCCAGCCUCUCCUACCAAGAGCUCAAAGACUUGAAGAAGACCAACGUCCUCCACAUAGACGUACGGGAGAGGUGGGAGAUCGACAGAUUUGGAAAAAUCCCAGCGUCCAUCAACAUACCGCUGGGUGAGUUAGUGGAAGCUCUACAAAUGGACCCAGCGGAGUUCAAGGAGCAAUACAAUGAAAAGAUGCCAUCCAGGUUGGACCCUGUGGUUUUCUCCUGUUUGGCAGGAACAAGAAGUAAACAAGCACUUGGUUUUGCUGUAUCCUUGGGUUUCAGCAGAGUUCAGCAAUAUGCUGGUGGCUUUGAGGACUGGGUGAAACACGAACCUCCAGAGAAAAAAUGAAGAGGACUACCCCAGCCCUUGCCCCAUCAAGGCUUCAGGAUGGUUUUAGCAUUCAAACUGUGUGCAUUCUACUCCCAGAAUACAGCCCACUCCUGUUUUCUUGUGUAAAUGGACAUUCACCUUCAAAUAGCCAUGCAUAUCAACUGCUUGGUUUAAAUUCUACCUAAAGACUAUGACAUGAACAGAGGAUGUUAA